GGUGGGUGGGGGCAAUUCCGGCAAAGCGAGAAAAUCAUUUGGAUAAAUUGGUAUUUUUAUAUCGUUACACUAGGUCUGUGUGUUUGCAUCUUGACGACGCCUUCUCUCAUUUGUUCUUCUCCCGAUUCUUUGGUGUUAAUAACAGUAGCAAAGUUAGUCUGGACAGUGAAACCAUGGCAACCAAAGAAGAUGUGCAAGAUCCCAGAAUCCCCAAGAUCGCAUCUUCCAUUAGAGUCAUCCCCGACUUCCCUAAACCAGGGAUCAUGUUUCAAGACAUAACGACGCUGCUUCUGGACACUGAGGCCUUUAAGGACACCGUUGAUAUUUUUGUUGAAAGAUACAAAGGCAAAGGCAUCUCUGUUGUUGCUGGUGUGGAAGCAAGAGGUUUCAUUUUUGGACCUCCCAUUGCGUUGGCUAUUGGUGCCAAAUUUGUUCCCAUGAGGAAGCCCAAGAAGCUUCCUGGGAAGGUGAUCUCGGAGGAGUAUUCUUUGGAGUAUGGAACAGAUAAGAUAGAGAUGCAUGUAGGUGCUGUUGAGCCUGGUGAGCGUGCUAUCAUCAUUGAUGACCUCAUUGCCACUGGUGGCACUCUCGCUGCUGCUAUCCGUCUCCUUGAGCGAGUAGGAGUGACGAUUGCUGAGUGUGCUUGCGUCAUUGAGUUACCUGUGCUCAAGGGAAGGGAGAAGCUAGGAGAGACGCCACUUUUUAUUCUUGUCACCUCUGAUGCUGCUUAACAAGAAGUAACCACCCUAUAAGGACAUAAUGGGGUUUUAUUAUUGGAAUCAUAUCAAACAUGUUAUUUUUCAUUGUAUUGCUUUUGGGAUUUGAUCCUUUGUUAUUCUCAACUUUAUCAUAAUUGCCUCAGACAAGAAACUCGAGCAAAAUGAUGGUCUCAUUCUUUCUUCUCAUAUUUUAUUGCAUGAUUGGUUUCGCUUA
This is a messenger RNA of Brassica napus (rape), 933 nucleotides long. RefSeq names its product adenine phosphoribosyltransferase 1, chloroplastic. Lineage: Eukaryota; Viridiplantae; Streptophyta; Magnoliopsida; Brassicales; Brassicaceae. Gene Ontology annotation, molecular function: adenine phosphoribosyltransferase activity. The record is from RefSeq and is a predicted model, not a curated record. Gene Ontology annotation, cellular component: cytosol; cytoplasm. Bases 174 to 731 code for a protein of 185 amino acids. Gene Ontology annotation, biological process: adenine salvage. The transcript is spliced from 5 exons.